AUGGAUGUUAGUUUGACUUGUUCGUUCAGUUCUCCUGAUUCUGCCUGUAGUUUGGAGGGCACGGGGUCGCAGGUUGUACCCCUGUUGGCGUGCAAGCUAGACAUCACUGCACAUCUACUAAGCCUGGGAGUCAGCUCAGGGCAACUGCGAACCGGAGACGAAAACGUUAAUGAGGUUGACCUGAUCCUGAAUAGAGCUGGAUACUUUGUUACAACCGAUAACGAGAAAAUGUCAAUGACAAUAUGCCCGAGACACAGAAAAAAACUAACUACAGACUGGGCUGGCAGAAAGAGCAACACAUGCUCGUAUCCAAGUCAUCGAGGACCGCGGAAAACUAUAAAGAAACCGCGCCGCGUAAACGCCACCUUGUCGGAAGAAAUUUAUCAAUUUCACCAAGCCACAGUUCCCAUUGGCUCGGGUAAGUACAAAUCGGGUGCAGCCAGACCGCAGCCUUAAUACUUAGAGUUGUAGUAUGGACUUCACUGGUAAAUACAAACGAAACCUUUAUUUCGAAGGUACUUAUUUUACUUUGUGCUUAUGGAUAUGGUUAGUACAUAAAUUUUAUUUCUUUAUCGGAAUAUGCUAAGGGAACGAAGCAAAACGUAAUCCGAUGCCAUUGCUUUUUGUAUUUGAAUGAGCUUUUCUCUUUUAGUCGACUCGUUUAAAUAUACAAAGGCAUUGCCUAAUUCUGUUGCAUUGUCUGAUAUCCUUCUGACUUUUUCGGAAAAGGGGAGGGAGAGGGGACGUUGGGGUAGUGUUUCGAGGUGGAUUGAAGUGGUAAUUUGCUAAUCAAGCACCCCGCCUGCAAGAUGACGCCAAAUGGGAGAGGACGGGGGAAGAGGAGAACUAGGAGGGGGAGUAGAGGGAAUGGGAAGUUGGGUGGGGCUGCAAGGGACGCCCAAACACUCCUUAUUUCACUCACCUUCCUUUCUUUAGCUGUUAAGAAAGCAAAUUACCGCACUUUAAUUUGGUCUUACGUGAGUGACACAAACUACAGUCAAUGGACAUAAGUAUUCGUCACUAUCAAAAAUAACGCGCGAAAUUCUUACCCGCGUUGUGCACACUACGCGGGGGAAAACUAGAUGCGGAGCGCGACAUCGGUCAAUAAAGGCGGGAAAAUUAUGUAAAAAUAAAAACAAACAAACAUCCGACUAAGAGCAAGAAAAAAAUUUCAAACUUCCCAAAAGGAAACGAACAAAAGCUGUUUGUGUUUUGACACAUCGUUCAGUCAUUUAUUCAACAGUAACUGCAACGGGUGGUCGCAAAAAAAGAUCACAGUUAUUUUGUUUUGCUUCUGAUAAACAAUAUUCAGCACUCGUGAGUCGACAAAGUGCUUAACUGUCUGCAGAGACAAAAGAAUUAAUUGUUACUUUGUCAGAAUCCGUGAAAAACAAAGCUGAACUGUCAAGACUGUUGAGCAUUCUAAGAACGACUAUCACAGGUGGAACAAAAGAUAAAUUUGAUGAUCUGGGGAUGUUUUUGAUAUGAUGGUGUUGGAAGUGUGACUUCAGUUGAAGGCAACAGCAACUCUGCCAAGUACAUUGACAUCCUAGAAAAUAAUGUAUGGCCAGUAGUUGUUUAGUACUUAGAAGACAAAGACUACAUGUUCAUGGAUGGCAAUACGCCAGUUCACAGCGGAGCACACAAUGUAAAUAAUUAUAAAGAUAAAGCAAAGUACCCUUAAUGGAAUGGCCAGCACAGUCUCCAGAUUUAAAUAUAAUAGAAAACAUUUGGCUUUACAUCAAGAGAGAGUUACAAAAGUCCACUGAAAAUAUCGCUACCAAGAAUGACCUUCUUCGUGAAACUGAGAGUGUGUAGCGGAAGAUCCAAUUAGAUUGAAUAUGAAAGCUUUACCAGCCCAUUCCUGAUCGCCUAGACAAUGUUAUCAAAAUGACGGGUCAUCUUACCAAAUACUAAGGUGAUUUUAAACUUAAAUUUACCGUAAACGAAGUUAAAACAGCGCGCGUAAACGCCGCCAUAUUGAAAGUGACGAAUAUAUAUGUCCCUUGACUGUAUAUUGAUGAUGGGUAUGAUAACGAUAACCAUAAAGACGAUGGUGACGGUAUAAAGGGUCAAUCACGUUGAUGGUGAUCGUGUUGGUUAUUGUUGUCAGUAUUGUUAAUCUAUUUAUCAUUAUCAUUUUUUAUGACAGCUGUGUGUUCCAGCUGCCGUGGAGCACACUACAAAUCCCGUAAGGCUCACGGUUUCAUGUCUGGAGAGCAGGUAAGCUAGUACACAUUGGCCAUUCACAGCUUAGUGUAACUAAGCAUAGUGUAACUGACCAUAUAAUCAGAGGAUGUUUUGAUACCGCCAACAGGUGCACUGAUAUCUAUAACAACUGACAACAUGAAUAACACGUACCUUUGUUGGUUUUCCUGUCUUUUCUUCAAUGGGUAGCCAUUUGGAAUCGUUAAGGUGUGGUCGAUUUCCAAGAGGCUUGGGACCUAGUUAUAAUGAUAGCCAUGUCUAGAGUUUUCAGAUCGCGCGUCGAGAACAAUUACUCGACUACAUCUGAAUGUUUUCUGAAUGACAAAUUGGUCUUGACCAGUGCUUGAAGAGACCAGCAACAACAAAGAUGCGAGGGCACCCUUUGGCAGCGGCUAGGAAACACAUAUAGAGUUUCCACAGUUACAUGUAUUGGAGAUCUUUGUGGAAUUGUUGACGAUCUUGUCCAUAAUUUGCUAAUCUAUUUUAUUACGCUUCAGGAUCCUUACUCAGACACCUUGGUGAUUGGAGACGAGAUCGAGGAGUCUGAUUCUGCCACUGUCUCUGUCAUUACUGUUUGUGAGGAGAGCACAUUGCCAGCCACGGUGUGUGCAGCGGUCUCAAGCACUGGUGAGGGGUUAGAAACAGUCUCUUUGCAGUCCCAUUCGUCCCAAGCCUCGAUACCAGACGAAGAGAUUAGUUUAUGGGUUGACGAGAUGGAGGAACAAAACAGCAAACGGCAGAAAUUAAACGAAGCUGUCCACAGCAUCUCAGGUGGCCGCUACAGCCCCGUAAUGUCCAGCCUGAACACGACCUGGGACGACGUCUCCGACACCCAGCAGCGAUAUUACAUCCGCAAAGCUAAGGAGACUAUAGUGACUUCAUUGUCUGUCAUCACUCCCGGUCAAGAGGAACUGGUUUUGAAGGCGUUACAAACGGAGGUACUUUUGGAUCCAAACAGAGACAACCAAGGAAAGCGCAAGCGUUUUGAUCCCAACUCUGGUCUUGUCGACAUUUUAGUCAAUGCCUAUGAGCAAGCAGGUCAUUGGCAAACAAAGCGACAGAUCCUUUCCCUCUUUGCAGACGACUUUUCAAGAGCUGAGCUUCAAGAGAUGAUCCCUGGGCUUUCCAAAUGGCGCAUCGACCAAGCUCGCCAACAUGCAACAGAAGCAGGGAAAGGCCAGCCUCUCCCUGAAAUUCCUAGUUUCCGUACAAGAAUUGAGCAUGAAAAGGUGGAUCAUUUCAUUGAAUAUAUCUCCAGACCAGAAUUUGUCCAAGACGUGGCGUUCGGGACAAAGACUCUCAAGCUUGACUCGGGGGAGAAAAUUGUCAUACCAGCAGUCAUUAGGACCGUCAUUCCUUCACGCAUCAUCAGACAAUAUUUAGACUAUUGUAAAGAACAAGAGUUCGAGCCGGCGAGCCAGCGUUCUCUCUACCGAAUGAUUGAAGUGUGUUCGGCCUCUAUGCAGAAAUCCCUUCAGGGACUUGACAACACCACUGCAGAGGGUACAGAGGCUUUUGAUCAACUCUUUUCUAUGUUGGAGGCCUUAGCAGAUCAGGGCAUCAACGUUACUGCCACUCAGAAAUUUCUAAAGGAUGCAAAAAGGUACUUAAAGAAUGAUUUCAAGACACACAUCGGACGAGGAGAACAUUGCAGUGAUCACUGCACGGUCCACGCACUAAGUGACAGUAGUGCAUGGGAGUUCAGGGGCGAAUGUGAUCAUGAACAUUGCUACGAAUGUGAGCGCUGUGAGAGUCUAGAAGGAGUACUGAAACAGGUGGCAGAGAUGCAAGACAAAGCGGACAUGACGGAAGAGGAGAGGGUUAGGUGGAGGUUUGAGUACACUGAGAGUGUGCGCAACAUACAAGCGUGGAAGAAUCACUUGCUACGGUCAAGUAACCAGGACGAAGCCAAGCAGGAUAUUCUCGAGAAGCUAGACGACAACUCGUGUCUUGUCGUAAUGGACUGGGCAAUGAAGUUUCUGCCUGUGCAAUACAGAGAACACAUGAGUGAUUUUUUUGGCAAGAGAGGAAGAAGCUGGCAUAUCAGUGCAGUAAUCACUAGAGCAACAGUGGAGAGCAAGCAUGAAGUCGAGUGUUUUGUACACAUUUUCAACAACUGCACCCAAAAU
This is a messenger RNA of Porites evermanni, 4337 nucleotides long. The record is from the annotation of a GenBank genome assembly. Lineage: Eukaryota; Metazoa; Cnidaria; Anthozoa; Scleractinia; Poritidae.